This is a messenger RNA of Drosophila gunungcola (fruit fly), 1866 nucleotides long. RefSeq lists its product as uncharacterized. The transcript has 4 exons. NCBI's taxonomy places the organism in Eukaryota, Metazoa, Arthropoda, Insecta, Diptera, Drosophilidae. The record is from RefSeq and is a predicted model, not a curated record. The coding region runs from base 234 to 1808 and encodes 524 amino acids.
AAAAUAUUUCGUGUAGUUUCGCACGAAAGAAAUAUGGCCCAGAAGUGAACGUAAACAACAUGACAAAUACAAACACAAACACACACCUUACCAUGAGCAACAUAUCUUUUUGACAACGCACGGUCACACUGAACUGUUGAAGUCUAAUAAUUACAAGUCAUUGACAUCGAAGUGACAGGUGAGGUGACAUUAAAUAAGUCUAAAACAAUACAGGAGAUCAUAAAAAAAGAAAAAUGAAGCGAGCUUGUGGUUCAGAUGUGCCUAUCAUUAAGAAAAUGUUUUCCGACGAACUUGAAGAUUCAAAUGCCAACAACGAAUCGUUGCCGUCGACGGAGAAUGGUGAACCAGUGAAACAGGAUGUAGUUUCUGCUCCGAUUCCAGGUGAAACUGAUGAUGCCGCCAUGGCCCUGAUUCCUGAUAUAUCUUCAGAAUUAGCUGCUCCCAUGGCGGCACCAAAUCCUUUUGAUGAACUAGCUGCUAUUGAUGGGGAAAAAAGUGUCCAGGAGAGACAAGAUACGAUUCCUGCAUCGACAUUAGUUGAGGCUGAUAAUACCGGCCUAAAUCCGGACCAUUCUCCUGUACCAACUUCGGUUGGUGAUACUAUUUCGGAUUUUGAUCCUUCUGAUAAGCAAGCUGCUAUCAAAGGGGAAAAUAGUGUCCAGGAGAAUCAGGAUUCGGUUCUAGCUUCGACCUCAGUUUUUUCUGAUAACCAGUUACCAACUGCAAUUGAUGAGACCCUCCAGGCUCCAUAUCCUUUUGGUAAGCCAGAUGCUGUUGAUGGGGAAAAUAGUGUCCAGGAGGAUCAAGAUUCGGUUCUAGCUUCGACCUCGGUGGCGAUUGAAGACCCUAUUCCGACAUUGGAUCCUUCGGAUGAAAUUUUCGCUGACGAGGAUCGCAUCCAGUCUUCUGAUCCAGAUUCACUUGCCGAGAACACCAGCGGUAUAUCAAUGAACUUUAAGACGGAAUUAGAGGAUAAUUCCAGCGAUAUGAGUGAGCUUUGGCAUCAGAUGGAUUCGAGCGGAGAGCUUUCUGUGGACACCAGCGGUGUAUCAAUGACCUUUACGAAUGAAUCAGAGGAUGAUUCCAUCAAUAUGAGUGAACUUGGGCAUCAGAUGGAUUCGAGCGGAGAGCUUUCCGUGGAAGGAAGGGAAAUCGACAUAAGGAGCGAGAAACCGGUUGAUUGCAUUUCGGCCAUGAACCGCCAACUGCGCCAGUGCUUGAUCCCCAAGGACGCUACGACAGUCCUUAAUGAGUUAAAGGGUGUGAUCAUCAACCGCAUUGCCAAUAAACGCUACCAUGACGGUCAGUUCACGACCCAUUUGACCGUGAACUCAAAGCAGUACUUUGGCGAGGGUCCUUCUAUAACCUUGGCCAAGAAAAGAGCCUGCGAAAAGGCAUUGCGCGGCAUAAUCAUUGACAAACUGAACGCUAUGCAACAUAAUGCAAAUGAAAUUGAAGAAGACGAUAUGCCCAUGAUAGAGCUGGCCUCGUAUGCCCUUUACAAACUUUUUGAGGAGUGGAAGAUGGAAGGUUUCCAUGUUCCAGAGCAGUAUCUUAAACGCUCGGAGUUACCCUUAGACUGGGAGACCAUGCAUCCCGGCGUGGUUCUUUCUCACUUACGCCCAAAUUCUAUUUACAAAUAUUUGGGAUGUACCGGCGAAAUCCCGAAUGAGGUGUUCGAAAUGGGAAUCAUGGUGGACGGCCAGGAAUACAAAGCCAAAGGGACAUCUAAAAAAAAUGCUCGACGCAAUUUGGCCGCCCUUGUUUGCAACACGAUUUGUAAAACCGACUUUUUCACUGGUGAUUAAGGUUAACAAGUCAAUAGUAAAUUGACAUAAAACAUUUAAGCUAUUAAUUUUUUAUUAU